Cololabis saira (Pacific saury) is the source of this 7554-nucleotide messenger RNA. RefSeq names its product latent transforming growth factor beta binding protein 1 (gene ltbp1). The transcript is spliced from 29 exons. The coding region runs from base 286 to 4752 and encodes 1488 amino acids. The record is from RefSeq and is a predicted model, not a curated record. Gene Ontology annotation, molecular function: calcium ion binding. NCBI's taxonomy places the organism in Eukaryota, Metazoa, Chordata, Actinopteri, Beloniformes, Belonidae.
CCGGGGAACUUUCUCAACUUCUCAGGCUCUCCUGACCGCGGCAGCUCCGCAGUCCUGGGACGGGUGGAGGAUCUGGAGGCUCUGCAGGAUCUGCAGCAGGAGCACCGUCACUUUCCCCGCACAUGCUCCACUUUUCCCUGCACUCUUUUCUGGUUUUCUGCUGCUGGAUCGACCGGAAUAUGUUGAGGAGUACACAAGUUCUUCAAACUCAGAACCAGUGAACGGAGCUGCUCUUUUUUUUUUUUUUUUUUUAUCUCGUAAAGGUUUACUUUUCUUUUUUGGGACAUGGCUCGGGUUAGAUGGGGCCUCCUGCUGUCCGUCGGGUUGUUCCUGUGGCGGCUCUGCGCGUCCGCGCAGCCGCCGCUGCAGAGCCGCGGCUCCGCCGCCGGUUCCUCCGGCUCCGCCGGGUCCUCCUUCAGGGGGCUGUACGUGCUCCGGGCCGGCCCCGGCUCCGCGGGCUCUGCGGGGGACGCGGGGCUGCGGGUCACCUCCAUCUCCACGCGGCAGCAGCCGCUCACCUACAGCCGCCAGGUCCGGACCCGCAGGAUGGGGGUCCGGGGGAACCCGGCGGCUCCAGCCCCGCAGGCGCUGAGGCAGAGCGGGCAGCAGCAGAGCCGGCAGCCGCCGCAGCUGCUCCAGCUGUCCGGGGUCAACGUCUGCGGAGGACAGUGCUGUCAUGGAUGGAGCAAAACUCAGGGAUCGCAGCGAUGCACCAAACCCAACUGCAUCCCCCAGUGCCAGAACGGAGGAAUGUGCCUGAGGCCUCAGCUCUGCAUCUGCAAACCCGGGUCUCAAGGGCAGACAUGUGAGCAGACGGCAGGUCCCACGUACCCCCAUCCGGCGCUGCCCGGGAACGGCCACGGGAACGGCCAUGGGAACGGCCACGGGAACGGCCAUACCAACGGCAAUGGCAAUGGCCACGGCAACGGCCACGGCAAUGGCCACGGCAAUGGUAACGGCCACGGCAACGGCCAUGGCAACGGCCAUACCAAUGGCCAAGGACACACCAACAGCGUGGUACCGCAGCGGCCCAUACCUCAGCAGGCGCUGCCUAACAGUCACGUAUCUGGCCCCCUUCCGGCCACCAACAUGGGCCAGAUGAAGCUAACCGUCAAGGCGGCCCCCCAGUUUGUGCGACCGCAUUUCAUCCAACAGCACAUCCAGCAGCAGAUCCGGCCCAUUCCCAUACACCCCGGACAGAAGCAGCAGUACUACAUUAAGCCCAAAUACUACCACACACACACGCAGACGCACGUCCAGUCCCAGCCCGAGCGGCCCAUCCCCCUGAGCGUUGGACAUCACCCCCUCCAUGCAGCGCUGGGGAACCACACCGGAAGGAUCAAGGUGGUCUUCACACCCACCAUUUGCAAAAUGACCUGCAUAGGAAGCAGAUGUCACAACAACUGCGAGAAGGGAAACACCACCACCAUCAUCAGCGAGAACGGCCUGGCCACGGACACGCUGACGGCGCCCAACUUCAGAGUGGUGGUCUGCCAUCUGCCGUGCAUGAACGGGGGGAAGUGCAGCGCCAGAGACAAGUGCCAGUGCCCUCCCAACUUCACGGGAAAGUUCUGCCAGAUGCCGGUUGCCAACGGACACCAGCAGACGUCCGGCGCUUACGGCCAGGCCCAGGUCCACUCCACGCACACGCUGCCCCUGACAUACGGCAACGGCCAGACCUCCGCGUUUAACCCGGGAGUGGUCAACAUCCACAUCAAGCACCCCCCGGAGGCCUCGGUCCAGGUGCACCAGGUGACGCAGCUGGACGACUUCCACAACAACGGGAACCAGCAGCAGCUGUCCCAGCCCGGCUCCUCCUCCUCCAGCAGCUACAGCUACCACCACAGCGAGAGCAGCCAGAAGAUCCAGCACCACAGCUACAACAUCGUCAAUCACGGCUACCAGGUUCCUCAGUACCAGCCCGUCGCCUCCAAGAACACGCUGGGCCGAUGCUUCCAGGAGACCGCCGCCGGACAGUGUGGGAAAGCUCUGCCGGGCCUCACCAAGCAGGAGCAGUGCUGCGGGAGCGUCGGGACGUCCUGGGGAUUCCACAAGUGCCAGACGUGUCCAAAGAGGACGUCCAUCCCUCUGAUAGAUUGCCCCCUGGGCUACAAGAGAGUCAACAGCUCUCACUGCCAAGAUGUGGAUGAGUGCCAGCUGCAGGGAGCGUGUCCCAACGGGAACUGCGUGAACACGGUGGGCAGCUACCGGUGCACCUGCAAGCCCGGCUACGUCCCCGACGCCUCGCUCACCACCUGCAUGUCCAACACACCUGCCGUCCCGGAGGAAAAGGGGGCUUGCUUCCGUUUGGUGAGCUCGGGGAGACAGUGUUUGCACCCAGUGUCUGCUCAACUGAGCAAACAGCUGUGCUGCUGCAGUGUGGGCAAAGCCUGGGGCCCCCGCUGUGACAAAUGCCCCCCUCCAGGAACAGAUAAAUUCAAAGAAAUCUGUCCUGGUGGGAUGGGCUACACCGUCUUACCCAAUAAACCGGUGACCGUGUACCAGGAACCCGACUUCUUGAGUCCACACCCUCUGCCGACGCCUGAGAGGCCCGUGGAGGCUUUCGGGAAGCCGGAGGAGAUCAUUCCAGUAGUGACGCCUGAACCGGGUCAGGUGCUCGUAGAUCCGGAGGUUAGCCUGCCAGAAAUGGCACCUUUCGUCCCAAAUCUACCCACGGACGUGUCCACCGUGAAGAUGGAGGCUGCGUUCUCAGAGGUCAUUGAGAAGACGUCCCCUCCGGCACCGGUGGAGAUCCGUCCGUCCAACGCUGGCCAGGACAUCGCGCCCACCCAGCUAGCAGAGGUGGACGAGUGCCAGAUCAACCCCUACAUCUGUGGGCAGGGCGUCUGCUACAACACGGCUGAGAGCUACACCUGCCACUGCGACGAGGGCUACCGUCUGGACCACACCCACAACACCUGUGUAGAUGUGGAUGAGUGCCAGGACGACCAGAUCUGCGUCCGAGGUCACUGCCAGAACACCGAGGGCUCGUUUAUCUGUCAUUGUGUGCCCGGCUUCACCCUGGCACCGACAGGGGACCAGUGUGUCGAUGUGGAUGAGUGUGAGGAGGCCGGGCCGUGCGGGGAUGCAGGCGAGUGUGUGAACAGCCUGGGCUCCUACACCUGCGUGUGUCCCGAGGGCUACCGGCAGAGCGGGGACACCAGCUGCACAGAUGUGGACGAGUGUGAAGAAGACACCGAGCUCUGCUCCCCUCACGGGACGUGUGUGAACGCCCACGGCUCGUACCUGUGUGUGUGUGACGGCGGCUUCACCGCCAGCCUGGACACGCCUUCUUGUGAAGACAUCGAUGAGUGUGGGCUGAACGAGACGCGCUGUGGACCCCACGGCUUCUGCGAGAACAGGCUGGGCUCGUUCCGGUGCCUGUGCGACCAGGGCUACCAGGAGUCGGAGGACGGCCAGGGCUGCGAGGAUGUGAACGAGUGUGAGCUGCUGAGCAGCGUGUGUGGGGAGGCCGAGUGUGUGAACGUGGACGGUUCCUUCCUCUGUGUGUGUCCCAGCGGCCAGGAGUACAACGUCAUGGUGGCCAAGUGUGAGCCCACCCCCACAGCAUCUUCAGCAGACAGGAAGGAGUGCUACUAUAACCUGAACGACGAGAACCUGUGUGAGAGCGUGCUGACCAGCGACAUCACGCUGCAGGAGUGCUGCUGCACCCUGGGAGCUGGCUGGGGGGACAACUGCGAGGUGCACCCAUGCCCCGUCAACGGCACAGACCAGUUCAACCAGAUGUGUCCGUCUGGGAGAGGGUUCAUCCCCAACGGAGACCUGCUGUACGGCAUCCCCACGUCUGACAGCUACAGAGAUGCCGACGAGUGCACGCUGUUCGGCCAGGAGGUCUGCAAGGGAGGAUUCUGCCUGAAUGCCAACGGCAGCUACGAGUGCUACUGCAAGGCCGGACACUACUACGAUCCCGUCAGGCUGGAGUGCACAGACAUCAACGAGUGCGUGGACGAUAUGCUGUGUGACGGGGGCCAGUGCCUGAACACGGACGGCUCGUUCCUGUGCUUCUGCCCCCCCAGCCUGGUGCUGGACCCGGCCAGCAACCGCUGCGUCUUCGCCCCCGAGCUAGCUGGUCAGUACGAGCCCGAGCAGACGGACUACCAGGGGAUCUGCUGGCAGGCUCUGAAGGACGGGGUGACGUGCACGCGGCCGCUGGGCCCCGACAGGAAGACCACGUACACGGAGUGCUGCUGCCUGCACGGGGAGGCCUGGGGGAUGGAGUGCGCGCUGUGUCCUCGCAGAGACACAGAGGUGUUUGCGUCCAUGUGUAACCUCCCUGUGGGCGGAGGCCGGCGGCCGUACGGCCACGACGCCCUGGUGGCCGGCCCGGUCCUGGAGUAUGAAGUGAGUCCGGACUACGCGCCCUCGCCUGAGCAGCAGCACAUCCUGCCCCUCUACGAGCACGAAGAUUCCUACAAGGCGUUUGAGGGCCUGCAGGCGGAGGAGUGUGGGAUCCUGAACGGCUGUGAGAACGGCCGGUGUGUGCGGGUGAAGGAGGGCUACACCUGCGACUGCUUCGACGGCUACACCCUGGACCUGUCGCGCAUGGCCUGCACAGACGUGAACGAGUGUUCAGAACUGAACCGCCGGAUGUCGCUGUGUAAAAACGCCAGGUGCAUCAACACGGUGGGCUCGUACCAGUGCGAGUGUCUGCCGGGCUUCAAGGCCUCCAACAGACCCAACUACUGCGUGGAGGCGGAGCCGCAGCCCACGCCCGCCCUGUCCACCCAGUGAGCGCGGGCGGAAACUGAGAGGGGGACGAAGCAAAACCACAUGCACAAGCUCGUAUUCCUGUACUAGUGAGGACACCCGCUGACAGCAGUCAUCGUUUCAUGGACCAACCCGAUCACCCGAGGCCCCUGGGAGCUCCCCAGAGCUCAGCCCGGCCUCGGCCCCCACCCGGAGGAGGAGGAGCACCUUUCAGACACCUCACGCUCUUUUUGACAGUUUCAUGAGGUCUUUGUGACACGUCUGACCCGGUACAACAGAAAAGCUUAUGUUUCAAUCCUCAGUCUGCAGGGAUUGGAUUUGAUUUGAAAAUCUUUAAUGUCCCCGAAGGGCAAUUUGUUUUGCAACAACAGAACAACAUACAUAUCCCACUUCAAACACACAAUACAAUAAAUACAAUAAAUAUAGUAAAUACAGUCAUCACAGUAAACAGGUGCAUUGUUCCCCCUAAAGGCUGUUUAGAAACUUAACCGCGGAUGGGAUAAAUGAUUUGAGGUAUCUGUUUGAUUUGGCCCUACAGGGAAAAGUGUAGCUUCUCUUAGACGGGAGAAGCUGAAACUCAGCAUGGAGAGGAUGGUGAGGGUUCGACAAAAUGGCCUUUGCCCUCUGAGUGACUCUGGCUUGAUAGAUGUAAUACAGAUCAUUCAAGCUAAUGCCAUUGUUUGUUGGCAUUAAUAAUUGUUUUCUGGCAGAGUUUGACCACAUUGGGAGCCUUAUUCUAUACUGGUCGCACAGCUUUGUGCAGCUACUCAAAUAGAAAUAUGUAAACCCAAAUAACCCUUGACCUCUUCCUAACCAGGGCUCUGACUCCGGAGAAAGAUGACACAGAUCAUUCAAACCACUUUAAUCACACAAACCUGAGAUGAUCCAUACGUUCGGUUCAACUGAGCUUCAUUUAUACGAUGUCAACAGUACAGGCAACUCUUUCUAGAUUAGUCCAAUCAAUACCAAACCAGGAAAACAGUAGUUGUUGAUUCAGUAGAGAUGCACGCAGCACAUCCAUGUAUCCUUCCAGCCAAACCGAGCGACUAAGUGAAGCUUGAGGGCACCGGCACCGGACCACACCCUGCACACAAACACAGUUAGCGCGUGGAAGAUUAGACUCCCAAGACUGCAGGAUGAAAAAGAUGAGAGAAACUCAGUGAGCUCGCUGCUGCUCUUCCUCCCAACUCAGAAUCUGGUCCAAAACGUGAUGGUUGAACCUGUAGAAACCCCAGGCUGGCACCGACCAGCGAGCUCAGGCAAACAAACCCACAACAGUUCUGUCCAGAAGGACUCAACACAUUUAGCGACGCACAUAAACACGCCAGCACCCCAGCACCCCAGCACCCCACGUCCUGGGUUGGGAUCGACCCGGGGCGGAUAUAAACCUGAAAAACCAACAGCACCUACGUACGUACAAAUGUCUGUCUUCUAAAAGACAGACUCACAAUUUUGAAUUGAAUUAAAACUCUGUUAGGCAGCAGAAGAAACGCUCUUUAAGUCUUUAGGUCUUCAAGUCUUUAGGUCUUCAGGUCUUUAGGUCUUUUAAGUCUUUAGGUUUUUAGGUGUUUAGGUUUUCAGGUUUUUAGGUCUUCAUGUCUGAAGGUCUGAAGGGUUUUAGGUCUGAAGGUUCUUAGGUCUGAAGGUCUGAAGGUCUUUACGUCUACAGUUAUUCAGGUCUUUAGGUCUUCAGGUCUGAAGAUCUUCAGGUCUUUAGGUCUAUAGGUCUUUAAGUCUUCAUGUCUGAAAGUCUUCAUGUCUGAAGAUCUUCAGGUCGUUAGAGCUACAGGUCUUCAUGUUUUUAGGUCUUUAUGUCUGAAGGUCUGAAUGUCUUUAGGUCUUUAAGUCUUUCUACAGGUUUUAGGCCUUCAGGUCUGAAGAUCUUCAUGUCUGAAGGUGUUUAGGUCUAGAGGUCCACAGGUCUUCAGGUCUUUAGAUCUUCAGGUCUGAACAUCUUCAGGUCUUUAGGUCUUUAGUUCUUUAGGCUGCCAUGCUCCAUCAGCAGAGAUAGUUUCAACUUAAAUUAGCAGUUCUCUUUUCAGGGAGGAGUAUCAAGGUCCGGCCUGGUUAGGAAGGGGUUAGGCAGAGACACUUCCAGUCUUUUCCCUGAGCAAACGCAGGACUCUACAGGUGCACACGUACAGAACAGACGCGCAUAUUCUUUCACAAACACGACAGUAAACCCGGCCGGCUGCUGGAGAUGGAGGUUCAGUCACGUACAGGCCACCUGCUGGAUGAAACACACACUUGUAUAAAACGUAUGUUUGUCCCUUUCUUUUCUAACUUGCUUCAUCAUUAUGUUUCCGAGUGGAGCGUCCUGCGCGCCGGCAGAGCCGCCCCGCCCUGCGCGCAUAGACAACCCCGCGCACGGACUCGUGCCGGGGGAUCCAGUUGUUGUGUACCCGGUCGGACUGUUUUGGGAUAUUUAAUUCUAUGAAGAAGCCGGUGGUCCGUUUCCUCACGUCCUCCAUCCUUCCGGCUGCCACGGAGCAACGCUGCACCACGACCUGGCCGGGUGGCGCCGUGCGCGCGCCUCGCUGGGCUGGAGGAAGCCCCUCACGUCGAGUCGUGGUCGCCUGCUGUGUCUCCUGCUGCUUCCUUCCUCUUCCUCCUGAAGGACUGAGAUGAUUUCCUCCUUCUCUUGUCUGUGUUACACUGCAAAGUCUUGCCAGGUUGCAAAGCUGCUACGGGACAGCGAUGGGAGAGAACAACCUCGUGUACAUUGAAACUAAAGAGUGAAGAAAACAGCUCAUGAAUUUGUACAUGAAUAAAUAGCUUUUUCUAUGAAUUCAUAUCACAGUGUACAUUAAACUCCUUGGAAAUAAA